AUGAAUAAUGAAGAUGCGACAGAUGCGUGCGUUGGGGAUGACAUUUACAUUACUAAAUUCCAGCUUCGUACCGACAAAUUCCGAACCUUGAAUGAGAGUACAUGGUUUUAUCAGGGCAAUAUUAAUUGGCAAGCCACGGCGACAGAAGUAGAAAUGGUUGGAAUACAAGAGUAUAGAAUGAAGACGGGUUUUGUUGUUGAAACGAGGAAAAGGGGAAAGGAUGGGAAGACAGGUUCAAUUCGAGUUAUUGCUUUUGGAAUGGAGCGGACUUCGGUCCUUUAUAAACGUCAGUGUGUAGAAGUGGAUUGGGACAACUUAAAGAAGGGAAUGUUUAUUGAUGUAGCAUUGGCACCCAUUGAGGAAGGAUGGUUAAUUGGUCCGAACUAUAUUUUACCUCCGGGAUGUAAUUUCCGACUUGGAACAGAAGUUCAUUUGAGGGUGAAUGGCGUUGGACAGCAGCGUCUGGCAUUCCAAGAGUCUUCCCGAUAACUCAACAAUAC
This is a messenger RNA of Meloidogyne enterolobii, 500 nucleotides long. Lineage: Eukaryota; Metazoa; Nematoda; Chromadorea; Rhabditida; Meloidogynidae. The record is from the annotation of a GenBank genome assembly.